This is a messenger RNA of Aspergillus heteromorphus CBS 117.55, 2766 nucleotides long. RefSeq names its product Ent-kaurene synthase. NCBI's taxonomy places the organism in Eukaryota, Fungi, Ascomycota, Eurotiomycetes, Eurotiales, Aspergillaceae. The transcript is spliced from 5 exons. Bases 67 to 2766 code for a protein of 899 amino acids. Gene Ontology annotation, biological process: diterpenoid biosynthetic process. The record is from RefSeq and is a predicted model, not a curated record. Gene Ontology annotation, molecular function: magnesium ion binding; terpene synthase activity.
CGAGCCGCAAGGAUUAUCGCCUCUCUCGCGGAAUCGCUCGAAACGCCAUAUCAGGGCUCCAGCUCCAUGACUCUCUCCGUCUACGAUACGGCUUGGGUGUCCUUGGUAGCCAAAGAAGGGGAGUGGCUCUUCCCGGAGUGCUUCCAGGUGGUGCUCAGAAGUCAAUCUCCCGGGGGCGGGUUUGGCGUGAACGAGGAGGCGCCGCUGCAGCAGCUCGACGGCAUUCUGAGCACCAUGGCUGCACUUCUGGCGCUCUGCAAACACCAGAAAAGCCCAUCCCCCUCCAUCCGAGAUGGCCCGCACCAGGAAUGUACUCCUCCCCCAUCUUCAUCGGACCUGCAAGACUGCAUCGAUCGGGCGCAGGCGUACCUCAACCAAGCCCUGCAGUGCUGGGAUGUCAGAUCAACCGUGCAGGUGGGAUUUGAAAUCCUAGUCCCCAGCUUGCUGCGCUUGCUGCAUGAGCAAGGGCUGCAUUUUGACUUUCCCGGCCGCAACGCCCUCAUGAAGUUGCAUCGGCGCAAGAUGGAGAAGAUUCAGUCCGCGUUGGACACACCCCACCCAUCACAAACCACGCUGCUGCAUUCGCUCGAGAGCUUCAUCGGAAGCGUAGAUCUGGGCAAGAUGGCGCCUUGUUUGGUAAACGGGUCGAUGAUGGGUUCGCCCUCCUCAACUGCCGCCUAUCUGAUCCACAGCCCCGACUGGGAUGAAGAGGCGGAAAGGUAUCUUCGCUUUGUCGUAGCACGCAACAACGGACGCGUGCCUUCUGCCUUUCCCAUCAGUGUCUUUGAGCUCUCCUGGGUUCUCUCUACCCUGCUGAGUUCGGGAUUUCAAGCCACUGCUUUAGGAAUGGAGAACGUAUCCACUCUAGCAAAUUACAUUGAGUCUCGACUUGCAGAGAAUGAUGGCAUCACGGGCUUCGCCCCCGGAAUGCUUGCCGAUGCGGAUGACACGGCGAAAAGCAUAUAUUCACUUCGACUUCUGGGCCGGCGCACGAACUGUGAAGCCAUGCUCCAGGCAUUUGAAGGCCCUACCCAUUUCAAGACGUACAAUCUGGAGGCUAAAGAGUCCUUCAGUGUCAACUGCAAUGUGCUGAUUGCGCUGCUUGCAUCCCAAGAUCCAUCACGACACCUCACACAGAUUUCCAAAGCUCUGAGGUUUCUCUGCAGCGCUUGGGAAAAUGGUAAAUGGAGUGACAAAUGGAAUAUCGAGGCCCAAUACGCCAUGAUGCUCUUGGCCGAUGCUCUCGCAACCCUGAUUGAGCGUUGGCAUGAUGGUACUCUAGGAAGAGAUCUGGAUCCCAACCUCUUAGCCGAUCACGUUCCGCUGGUGACCCUCCAGAUCCUUGUGCGGACGUUGAGCGCGCAGUCGACAGAUUCCGGCUCCUGGAAACAGUCACCGGAGAUCACGGCCUACGGGCUCUUGACUCUCAAAGCACUGGCCAGCUUGCCAUGGCUCCGAGCGGCUGUAGGGCCCCAAGUCAUCGAUGAGCGCAUUGACCGAGCCAUCGAAUACCUGCGAGUUCACCAGGAUCGCUGGAACAACCCGGAGGUGAUCUGGGUCGAAAAAGUAAACUAUGGCUCCAGCAUCCUCUCCGAGACCUAUUGCUUAGCUGCACUGCAGCGAAAAACUACAAAUCCGUCCCGCUGGGGAGAGCCAGUCACGAAUUUAUGCAAGGUCUCUGAGAAAAGGCUUGACCAACUCUGCCAAUUUUUGUCUCGGCUGCCAAUCUUUAAGAGCGAGCCGAGAUGGAGGCUGCAGGCUUCCAUUCUCGAAGGGGAUCUACUCGCACCAGCGUUGCGGCGAGCAGCCGUCGAACUAGCCGUCUUCCCCUUCCCUCAAGGAGAUAGGAAGGAGGGGAAAACAGCCACGUACCUGGAAUACAUCCCAUUGACGUGGACCACGUCCAAUAACGCAGCAGCAAGCUACGGUCUAUCCACCUCCACAAUGGUGGAGAUGAUGGUCCUUUCUCUGCUCAACUUCCAGGUGGACAAAUGGCUCGAAGAAACCACGGAGGAUCCGCGGCUCCGGGGCGAUUGGGCGGCCCUCAAGACCUUGGCGAAUCCCGCCGAACCUAGCAUUCCUGCUGCUGCACAGAUUAACACCCUGGUGGACGAGGAAGAGGACGAAAAGGCUACAUUCCUAGCCGAGGCCCAUCGUACCCUCAGGAGGUUCGUGCAGGGCGUGCUCCAGAACAUUUUUGUUCGGAAGGCGCCACCUGCGCUGCGCCGGCGCGUCCGGCAGGAGCUCCACAUCUUUCUCCUCGCGCAUGUCACCCAAGGCGAGAAUAACGAUUCGCAUACGACGACGACGAUGACACGAACAUACUAUGACUGGGUUCGCACCACAUCAGCGGACCACACGAGCUGCCCAUAUUCAUUCGAGUUCUUCCGCUGCCUUGUUUCUUCCAGCGUGGGCAAGGAGGAUUGCUUCGCGGGGCCCCGCGCCCAAUAUCUCGCCCAGGACGUCUGUCGCCAUCUAGCGACCAUGUGCCGGCAGUACAAUGAUUAUGGCUCCAUUGCCCGUGACCGCGAGGAGCAUAAUCUCAAUAGCGUUGAUUUUCUGGUGAUAAACAAUGACACCGAAGAAGGAGAUGAGAAAACGUUGUUGUUAGAAAUCGCCAAGUAUGAGCGCGAGUGCCUGGAGCUGGCGGUGAAGCGGUUGCAGCCUCAGGUCUCCAAAUCCGUGUGGAAGGCAUGGGAAGUCUUUCUUGUUGUGACGGAUUUAUAUGGUCAGAUCUACGUGGCACGAGACAUAAACUCAAAAUAA